UUUAUAUUCCCUCUGUGUUGUUUCUGUGUUUCAAUCUAUAAAGGCCUAAAAAGCGUGUUGAUUUCCAUGAGGUCACCCGAGGUCAUACUGAAGCGGCAGAUUCAAAACUGUCAUGGCGGCCGAUGGUUGAACUUUUUAUUUCCGUGGGAACAUUUUCAGAAAUUACCUCGCUUUGUUACCAGAAUAAGUCAAGAUUCGCCUUCCACAGGUCACCAAAACAUCCAAGGUUGAGCAGCAGGAUCAGUAAGACUGGACAUGGCGAAGGUGCCGGACAAGCCGCGGGGUGAUGAUGAUGAUGACAUGUCGUCCCUCCUGGCCAGGGUCAGUAAGAAACUGGGCUGGGACAAGUUCAGCUCCUUAGAAGAUGCGCUGCAGGAGGUGGAAGCAAAGACACCAGACUGGAAGGGAGGCAAGAAACGCAACUUCUUUGGUUCACAAGACGACAAAGAAAACCGUCUUCCUGACAAAAACACCCUGAGCAACGUUCCCUCCGACAGAGUCAGGUCCCACAGCGAUGGCUCUAUCUUACAGGAAGGGUCCAGGAAAAAGGGCAUCUCCAAAACAACCUCCUCUACUAACGAUCACCAUGGUGAUAAAACAUGUGUACCCAAACCUAAAGAUUCCCACAAAUCCCUACAUCUCAGCACCUCAGGAACCAACGCACAAUCUGCCAGUAGGGAGAUGCCUUUGAGUAACAAACCCACUCUGUCCAACAGCCCUCAUAGCUCCUUGUCACAGAAGGAACAUUUUGUAACAAACAAUGUCAGCUCAGAAAGAGAGGAGCCUGUGAAAGUACCUGCUGUGAAGCCAAAACUCUCCAGCGUGAAACAGAGAAGCGCUGCAGGAAAGGAGAACUCUCAGGGAUGCGGCGGCAGUUCUGACAGACACAGGGAGAACCGAAAAGUGGCAACUCUGGGCUUGCAUGGACCAGACAACUCCAGUGGGACCGAAGAGGACUCCACCAGUUCCAAAUACAGAGCUGCUUGUUUAAAUGCUGGUGUUAUCGUCCUGAACCGUGUUCUCUUCCUGUGCAGGGAUCGAUCCAGGACAUCACCUGUGCUUGUAUCCAGCGACAGCGAUGACUUCGAAUCAUUUGUUCAGAAGUUGAAAACUCCAACAAGUUCCAGACCAUCGAAGCCUUCAGCAGCCCAUCCUAGUGUGGAUGAUUUCAUCGUGGGUGACUCAGAAGAUGACAGUGAUGGUGAUGAUGAUGUUUUCGGUCCGCGCCCCAUCCACGUCAUAUCAUCUUCAUCCGAUGAGGAUGAGUUUCAGAAGGGAAUCAUCGCUCGCUACCGUAGCCCCAAACCCACAUCAGGCCUGAGGAGACCAAAGAAACCCGACUCUAGCAGGAAGGGUUCCCACCGUGUGCUGAGCAGCUCCUCCAGCGAUGAUGAUCAACCCAGGAUCCCCUCCUGGAGAGACGACACCCCCCUCAGGAAGAACAACACCCCCCUCAGGAAGAACAACACCCCCUUAAGGAAGGAAGACACCCCCCUAAGGACAAACAACACCCCCUCAAGGAAGGAAGACACCCCCCUGAGAAAGCAGGUGCUCCAGAAGGCCUUCCUGACACCACAGGUUCCCCCCGGUUACAGCAAGCCCGCCCUGCCUGUGCCAAAACUCUCCACAGCGGCCAACCCCAGGUCCAAGUCCGCCUCAGAGACGAGCCUCAGCGCUGCUCCCAGACGAAACUCGGAGCCGGCGGAUUUCCUUUCCUCUCUCUCCACACCUGCGCGGGGCAAGGCUCCGUCCUCCCCGUAUGUCUCAGACUUCAGGAGGAACAGGGAGGAGUUGGUGAAGAAGCUUUACCAGCUGUACAACGAGACGGUCUUCGAUAACAAGGUUGCUUUUGUUUAUCUGUUGUUAUUUACUUGUUGUUGUUUAGAGCGAGUGAGAGAUACCCUCAUCCACGAGUUAUGCCAUGCGGCCACCUGGGUGCUGAACGGAGUGAAGGAUGGACAUGGGCGCUACUGGCAGUUCUGGGCGAGAAAAGCGAACCAGACGCAUCCCAGUCUCCCAGCAAUCACUCGCUGUCACACCUACGCCAUCAACACCAAGUUCACAUACCAGUGCACCGAGUGUGGAUACAAACUGGGCCGCCACUCCAAGUCUCUGGACCUGGACCGCCAGGUGUGUGGGUACUGCCGCGGGCGCUUCCAGCUCGUAAACAAGGACGGCACGCCCGCCAGGACGCGAGCCCCCAGCAAGUUCGCGCUCUUCGUGAAGGAGAGGUAUGGCAGCCUGAAGAGGGAAAACGCAGGGGUGCCUCACAAGGAGGUCAUGAGGCUGCUCAGCGCAGAGUUUGCCACAAAGAAUAGAAUAUCCUCAUCAUGACAUAAAACAAGUACUUUGUACAAGCAAUAAUUAUUGUUUUAUUCAACCUAUCUGUCAUUCUUCAAGGCAAUUCUGAAUGGUUAAAACUCUUGGCUCUAUUAUCCAGCCUCAUGAAACUAUUCACGGAUUCAGUAUAUCUGUCAAUCUUUUUUGCCACAAAGAAUAGAAUAUCAUUAUCAUGAAAUAUAAAAUGUGCUGCACUAUUGAUAAUAACUUUGAAUGGAAAAUUUACAGUACACUGCCUUGAACAUGUAAACAGGUGAAAGGCCCUCUGCUCUGACAUUGAGAAACACAUUUAGCUAUAAGUUAGCUUUUUUUAUGUAUGAACAUUGAGUGAAGAGUUUGCCACAAAGAAUAGAAUAUCCUCAUCAUGGCAUAUAACAGGAGUACAGGAAACAGAGGAUAAUUAGAUGGUUGUUUCUUUUAGACUAAGAUAUGUGUGUGUGUUAGCUAGUGUAAACAACUUUUUAAAAAAUUCAGUAUAUUUGGAUAACAAUGUUCUCUGUACCUAUAAGCUAGUGUUGUAUUCAAGCUGUCUGUCACCUUCUUCAGGGCAGUUCUGACUGAUUAAAACUCUUGGCUGUGUGCAAAGAACUUUAUUAUCCAGCGACUUACCACCAUUAUGAAACUAUUCACAGAUUCAGUCAGAUUCAAUCUUUUUGCCACAAUGAAUAGAAUCUCUUCAUCGUGACAGAUAACAAGUGCUGCACUAUUGAUGAUACCUUUGAAUGUAAAAUUUACAAGUAAUACACUAGUCUGAACAUGUGAACAAGUGUAAGGUCAUCUGCUAUGACAAAUUCAGAAAUGUAGCUAUUAGUUGAUCAAUUUAUUUUUAGACUAAGAAUAAGAUCUUGUUUGUUUGCUACAAAGAAUAGAAUAUUAUAUUAUGUAGUUAUAAUAGUACUACUGUAAGUAUCCAGUAUUUGAUUAUACAAGAACAGCUUCGAAGUAGAACAGCUUCAAAAACAUUCAACAUGGGCAUACUUCAUUUCAGUUUGCUGCUGCAUGUGAUUCUAUUUUUUUAGGUAAAAAUGACCCUGCAAUUUCAGAACUAGCCACUAGGGGGCCCAAGCUGUUUCCCAAAAGUCUGCAUUACAGUUUCACCACAGACCUUAGUUUGAUAUAGACAGGCUUGCCAACUUGGGUAGGGUGUCAUUAGUCAGCCCUGGGAAUCUGACAUGCAGUAGAUGUUUCCUUGCCAGGUGAAGGGUAUUGAUGUCGCCGAUGUAGGGGGUCUGGCAUCCAGGCUGACUUUGGAUAUAUUUCUGUUGCCUGUUGAAGUGUCGUUUAUAACUUUUAUUAUGUUCAUGAUAUCUUAUGCUGAUUCCAAUACUGCAGCCAAGCCAGGGUCUUGCAAAUAUUCAGGCAUGAAGAACCUGUCCCAUAUAGAGUAGUUUGGAAAGAGUGACCGGUCGACCGCAUCGACACAAAGUUCACCCGUCCCCAUUUCAGUUGUUUGUCCCAACUGCGUGUUGAAGACAAAGUAGUAGUAGUUCUAGUUUAGUGUAACCAAAUGAUUCAGGAGACUCCUCAGGGCACAGAUCUGUUGCACAGACUGAAGUAUUAAUGGAACAUUCAUACGUGAUGAUUUGAAAUAAAGAUUAUUUUUUUCCAAUGACACAC
Messenger RNA from Branchiostoma floridae (Florida lancelet), 3957 nucleotides. RefSeq lists its product as uncharacterized. The record is from RefSeq and is a predicted model, not a curated record. The transcript is spliced from 11 exons. Bases 256 to 2334 code for a protein of 692 amino acids. Lineage: Eukaryota; Metazoa; Chordata; Leptocardii; Amphioxiformes; Branchiostomatidae. Gene Ontology annotation, cellular component: nucleus.